AUGAUGAUGCCAGGCAUGGAAGCUGCUGCUGGCGCCGAGGGUGGUGCUGCACAAGAUUCUAACAAGAUUGUGGACCUCUUGGACUUCGUGGAAAAAAAGAGCUGCUACGCCCGCAAUGAAGACCCCCGCUUUCCUCAUUCCAACUUGUUCAUUGGGGACUCCCGACUUGGUUGUAAGAGUGAUGCUGACGAGCAGUUGAUUUUGCACAUUGAAUUCAAUCAAUUUGUCAAGAUUCAUUCUCUCAAAUUCACAGCCUUCAAUCAAGGCAACGAACCAGAAACCAGCCCAACUGUUGUCAAACUGUACAUUAAUAGACCAAAUCUUGGCUUCGAAGACAUUGAUGAUGUCGAUGAGACUCAAGCAUUGGAAUUGACAUCGGAAGACUUGCGAGAGGGAUCCGAUGCCAUGCUUUUAAAAUUUGUCAAGUUUCAACGCGUUAGCUCCUUGACAAUCUUUAUUGAAGAUAAUAAUGGAGGUGAUGUCAGUUCCUUGGGUGGACUGAAACUAUACGGCAAGACAGUCGCUACCACGAACAUGUGCGACUUCAAAAAGAACAAAGGAUGA
Molecule: messenger RNA, 564 nt
Organism: Cylindrotheca closterium
Lineage: Eukaryota; Bacillariophyta; Bacillariophyceae; Bacillariales; Bacillariaceae
Source: the annotation of a GenBank genome assembly